AGGACACGCAGAAACCUCCAAAGUCAGCAACAUGGUUGAGUGGACAGAUUUCGAGCGCGCUACCAUCCAGGACAUCUUCUCCAAAAUGGAUUAUGAGUCCGUGGGACACAACGCCCUGGCAAGGUGUCUGGUUGUGUACCCCUGGACCCAGAGGUACUUCGCCAAGUUUGGAAACCUGUACAACGCCGCUGCUAUCAUGGGAAACCCCUUGGUUGCUGCUCACGGCGCAGUUGUGCUCCAUGGUCUGGACAAAGCUGUGAAGAACAUGGACAACAUCAAGGCUACCUACGCUGAACUGAGCGUGCUGCACUCUGAGAAACUGCACGUGGAUCCCGACAACUUCAGGCUGUUGGCUGAUUGUCUUACCGUCGUCGUUGCCUCUAAACUGGGGACUGGUUUCACAGCUGAUGUGCAGGCAGCUUUCCAGAAGUUCCUGGCUGUUGUCGCCUCUGCUCUGACAAAACAGUACCACUAG
This is a messenger RNA of Colossoma macropomum (tambaqui), 475 nucleotides long. Its product is annotated as hemoglobin subunit beta-2-like. The transcript is spliced from 3 exons. Gene Ontology annotation, molecular function: haptoglobin binding; heme binding; oxygen carrier activity. The record is from RefSeq and is a predicted model, not a curated record. Gene Ontology annotation, cellular component: hemoglobin complex; blood microparticle; haptoglobin-hemoglobin complex. Lineage: Eukaryota; Metazoa; Chordata; Actinopteri; Characiformes; Serrasalmidae. Gene Ontology annotation, biological process: hydrogen peroxide catabolic process; oxygen transport. The coding region runs from base 32 to 475 and encodes 147 amino acids.